This is a messenger RNA of Halichondria panicea, 1665 nucleotides long. Its product is annotated as CUGBP Elav-like family member 6. NCBI's taxonomy places the organism in Eukaryota, Metazoa, Porifera, Demospongiae, Suberitida, Halichondriidae. Gene Ontology annotation, molecular function: mRNA binding. Gene Ontology annotation, cellular component: nucleus; cytoplasm; ribonucleoprotein complex. Bases 125 to 1396 code for a protein of 423 amino acids. Gene Ontology annotation, biological process: mRNA splice site recognition; regulation of alternative mRNA splicing, via spliceosome. The record is from RefSeq and is a predicted model, not a curated record. The transcript is spliced from 11 exons.
GAUCUUUAAAAGACAAAGUAAUAUUGAUAUUGCGCCCGUAAGUACAUGUGUGUGUGUGUGUACGUAUAGUUGUGUAGCUGUUAGCUGGUCUUGUAGCGAUCUCAAGGUCUUGACAAGCUCUAACAUGGACAUCAAGAUCAGUGUGGAGGAGGAGUGUAUGGAGGGAAGCUUAACAAGCUAUUGCAAGGACGUAGAAAUGGUCAAAUUGUUUGUUGGUCAAGUACCCCGCAGUUGGGAGGACGGGGAGUUGCGUGACGUGAUGGAGACGUACGGCCCAAUUCAAGAGCUUACUAUUCUCAAGGAUAGGACCGAUGGGACCAGCAAAGGUUGUGCGUUUGUAACCUUUAUGAGUGGUCAGUCUGCAAUCGAGGCUCAGAAAGCCCUCCACGAGAAAAGGACACUGCCGGGGAUGAGCCAUCCAAUGCAAGUCAAGCCUGCAGCAGUUGACGCUAAGGCCACCCCAGUCGAGGAGAGGAGGUUGUUUGUGGGGAUGCUUUGUCGGAACCUCUCUGAAGAUGAUGUGAAGGCACUCUUCAACACGUACGGUGCAGUGGAUGAUGUCUCUAUAUUACGCAAUGCUGAUGGCAAGAGUAAAGGUGCUGCGUUUGUGCGAAUGAGUAACAAAGAUGAAGCUAGGGACGCCAUUAGUGGUCUGCAUGGAAGCCAAACAAUGCCAGGGUGCUCUGCUCCACUGGUGGUCAAGAUAGCAGACACAGAGAGAGAGAAGAAUGCUAAGAGACUACAAGCUGUGAAGGCUGAUGGAAUAACUGCUGCUCUCGGAUCAAUGCAAACAGCUGCUUACUUCAAGAUGCAUCAAGGUGGUAUCGUGCCUGCUCCUGUCAACAACUCGUUUGGCCUGGGGACAAGUCUACACAAUCCAGCUAUGGUCAAUUCAUCAUUAGGCAAUCUCAGUUCAGCCAUGUUAACUGCAGCCGCUCCUCUCCCUGCUGGUUUCCACCCGGCUAAGAUGAUUCACCCACUCACCAAUGAUGCUAUUCUGAGUGCCUAUCUGGGUAUGCAGAACCCUAUGACUGCUCAGUUUGCAGCCACUUAUGCCACCACUCCGGCUGUCACUAAUCAACAAAACAACAGCAACAGUCCGUCCUACUCCAAACAGAAGGAAGGGCCUGAUGGCUCCAACCUGUUCAUAUACCACCUCCCUAACGAGGUCAUGGACCCUGACCUUGCACAAAUGUUCUCACCUUUUGGCGCAGUCCUCUCAGCUAAAGUGUUCAUCGAUAAAGCUACCAAUCUCAGCAAAUGUUUUGGGUUUGUCUCCUAUGACAACGCUCUCUCUGCACAAAGUGCCAUCCAAUCAAUGAACGGCUUUCAGAUUGGAACAAAGCGACUUAAGGUUCAACUCAAGAGGCCGCGUGAAUCCACACGACCUUACUAACCAUGGUGUGUGUGUUUGUGCGUCGAUUGCCAACCAAUUUGACUGUCUCUCUGUAUGUACGUUGACUUGUUGCAUUGUUUGUAUUAUUAUAAUUACGUGUAUUGUGUUUGUGUGGACUGUUUGUUUCCCCUAUACAUGUUGUAUCACUGACUCGUCGGUCGCUUUUAUUUUACCGACUUCACAACUUAUUCAGUAUCACAACUCACUUUUGGUACAAUUGCAGUAAACUAAAAAUGUAUAUACUUUCAAAAAAUACAUCAAUAAUAUUG